AUGCACGCUCGCGAUGCCUCCGGACGUCAAGUUUCGCUCCUAAACGACGACCUAACUUCUCAUAGCCGCCACCACCAUUCCCAAAGGCAACAGCAACAGUACUCUUAUGACAAUGCUUAUGACAAUGCCGCCGCCGCCCCUCCCUCAUACUAUGUUCCUGCACCUCGGAGCGCCUCGUCGUCACCGAACACGCCAGAACUACUCCGUUCAGAUUCGUAUGACUCCCAAAUGAGCAAUGAACCCAUGUCACCCCUGACGCCUGCUUUCGACUACAGCCGGGGUUAUACGGCUUCCAUCACCCUGGCCGACCCCCGGUCCCAGUACGAAGAUUACAUGGACCCUGCCCAGGCAUACCAAGACUUGAAGCACCCCAGCGUAUACAACAACAGCCGAGCCGCCUCGUAUGACGACGAGGCCGGCGCCAGCCCGACCGCCGGUGACCGCUCGGGGAAGCGAUACCCCUGUCGGUAUCGUGAUAGCCACGGUUGUGAGAAGACGUUUACAACCUCGGGCCACGCAUCACGGCACUCCAAGAUCCACACUGCUGAGAAAGCCGUCCCUUGCUCAUUUCAAGGCUGCUCCAAGAAGUUCACGCGAGCCGACAACAUGAAGCAGCACUUGGAAACACACUAUAAGGACAAGUCUCGCACUUCGUCGUCCUCGUCCCGGCCGGCGCUGUCUUCGAGCGAGAGGAGAUCCUCCUCGUCCGGAAAGUCAUCAAGCCGCAGCAAAGCGGCCGCCCAUGCUGCAGCAGCGGCCGCUGCCGCCGCCACUCCCGGUACUCCCGGCACCCCUUUACCGUCUUCGGGGGGCGUAUGGGACUUGCGCGGACUUGACCUCCCUCUUCUCAGCCGGCCCACCGCCGGGCGUACUCCGAGCAGCGGACUCGAUGCUCUUGCAAUGGCUGUUGUCUGCCAGGAGGGUGCAUAG
Molecule: messenger RNA, 930 nt
Organism: Lasiosphaeria miniovina
Lineage: Eukaryota; Fungi; Ascomycota; Sordariomycetes; Sordariales; Lasiosphaeriaceae
Exons: 1
Coding region: 1-930 (309 amino acids)
Biological process (GO): regulation of transcription by RNA polymerase II
Molecular function (GO): DNA-binding transcription factor activity, RNA polymerase II-specific; RNA polymerase II cis-regulatory region sequence-specific DNA binding
Source: RefSeq, a predicted model, not a curated record